AUUCGAUCGAUUCUCUCUCUAUUUGUAUCUCCCGCUUUUGGCGCCCAUCCAAAUACCUUCGAAAAACCCACCAGAGUUGAGGGUUUCACCGCCAUUGAUGGAGCAGCAGAGGAAGCAAGUGGUGCAGCAGGAGGAGGUUGAGGAGGCGCACGGCCCUUUCCCUGUCGAACAGCUUCAGGCGUCGGGCAUUGCCGCCAUUGACAUAAAAAAGCUGAAGGACGCUGGCUUAUGUACUGUCGAAUCGGUAGCCUACUCUCCGAGGAAGGAGCUUCUGCAGAUCAAAGGAAUCAGCGAUGCUAAAGUCGAUAAGAUAAUCGAGGCAGCUUCGAAACUGGUCCCGUUGGGAUUUACGAGCGCCGGGCAGCUUCACGCUCAGAGGCUCGAAAUCAUUCAAAUAACAUCCGGAUCGAAGGAGCUCGAUAAAGUUCUAGAAGGAGGAAUUGAAACGGGUUCCAUUACGGAGCUAUACGGGGAGUUUCGAUCUGGGAAAACUCAGUUAUGCCAUACUCUCUGCGUUACUUGUCAACUUCCGCUAGACCAAGGAGGUGGCGAAGGGAAAGCAAUGUACAUCGAUGCCGAGGGGACAUUCCGGCCGCAGAGGCUGCUGCAGAUAGCCGAUAGGUUUGGGUUGAACGGCGCCGACGUGUUGGAAAACGUGGCGUACGCCCGAGCGUAUAAUACCGAUCAUCAAUCUCGCCUUUUGCUUGAAGCUGCUUCCAUGAUGGUCGAAACAAGGUUUGCUCUGAUGAUAGUCGACAGCGCUACUGCGCUGUACAGGACGGAUUUUUCUGGGAGGGGCGAACUAUCGGCUCGGCAAAUGCAUCUUGCCAAGUUCUUGAGGAGCCUUCAGAAAUUGGCAGACGAGUUCGGAGUUGCGGUUGUGAUAACGAACCAGGUCGUCGCUCAGGUGGACGGCUCUGCCAUUUUUGCCGGUCCUCAGAUCAAGCCCAUCGGCGGCAACAUUAUGGCGCAUGCGACUACGACCAGAUUGGCUUUGAGGAAAGGGCGAGGCGAAGAACGGAUAUGCAAAGUCGUGAGUUCGCCGUGCUUGGCCGAAGCUGAAGCAAGAUUUCAGAUAUCGGUGGAUGGUGUAACUGAUGUUAAGGAUUGAGUUUUGUAAGUUUUUGUUUUUGUUUUUGUUUUCUCGGACAUUCUCAGGUCCGAGUGUAUGAAUUCUAGUGCGAUCCAGGGGAUUGGGAUCGGAGUUUUGGAUAUCAAAAUCUGUCUAUAAGUGGCCAUCUGUAGCUUAUUUUUCUUAUGUUUUCAACUUUGUUUCCGUAUUAUUAUGUCAAAAACAUAAAGUCAAGUAUUGAAGUGAGAAAGAUGUUGGUAAGGGAAAAAAUUCAGUAUCAAAGAGA
Molecule: messenger RNA, 1358 nt
Organism: Andrographis paniculata
Lineage: Eukaryota; Viridiplantae; Streptophyta; Magnoliopsida; Lamiales; Acanthaceae
Product: DNA repair protein RAD51 homolog
Exons: 9
Coding region: 98-1111 (337 amino acids)
Biological process (GO): DNA recombinase assembly; mitotic recombination-dependent replication fork processing; DNA strand invasion
Cellular component (GO): condensed nuclear chromosome
Molecular function (GO): ATP hydrolysis activity; ATP-dependent DNA damage sensor activity; DNA strand exchange activity
Source: RefSeq, a predicted model, not a curated record